AUGCAAGUACUAAUGACACUAUGGUGUCUAAUAUGCACAUGCCUGGUGGUACCAGUGGCCGCCAAGAAAAGGACGCUCACAGCGAGCUCAUUGGUCACGUGCAUGGAAAACUCACAGCUUUCAGCCAAUAGUUUCGAUGUGUCAUUUUCUCCAGACGAUAGAUCGCUACAUUAUGAUCUGGAUAUGACUACACAGAUUGACUCUUACAUAUACGCUUAUGUGGACGUGUAUGCUUACGGGUUUAAGAUUAUUACGGAGAACUUUGAUGUGUGUUCUAUGGGUUGGAAGCAGUUUUGCCCUGUACACCCAGGUAACAUACAAAUUGACUCUAUUGAAAAAAUUGCCGAGAAGUACGUGAAAAUGAUUCCAGGAAUCGCUUACCAAGUGCCUGAUAUCGAUGCCUACGUAAGAUUGAACAUUUAUAACAAUGUCAGUGAAAAUUUGGCUUGUAUCCAGGUUUUCUUUUCCAAUGGGAAAACUGUUUCACAAAUCGGGGUUAAAUGGGUCACAGCUGUUAUUGCCGGUAUUGGUCUACUAACUUCAGCUGUCCUGUCGACCUUCGGGAACUCCACAGCUGCAUCUCACAUCUCUGCAAACACCAUGUCGCUGUUCUUAUACUUCCAAUCUGUCGCUGUGGUCGCAAUGCAACACGUAGACAGUGUUCCACCUAUUGCUGCUGCCUGGUCUGAAAACCUUGCUUGGUCGAUGGGCUUGAUCCGUAUUACGUUUAUGCAGAAGAUUUUUCGCUGGUAUGUAGAUGCAACCGGAGGCUCUCCGUCUUUGUAUUUGACCGCAACAACAAUGUCAGUGCUUACGCAAAGAGGACUAGAUUACCUUAAAAAAACUUCCAUUUACAAGAGGGCGGAAAAUGUCUUGUAUGGUAAUGCAAACACUUUAAUCUUUAGAGGUAUCAAAAGGAUGGGGUAUCGUAUGAAAAUUGAAAAUACCUCCAUUGUUUGUACUGGAUUCACAUUCUUUGUGCUGUGUGGGUAUUUUUUGGCUGGCUUCAUUAUGGCCUGCAAAUACGGUAUUGAAUUAUGUAUAAAAUGCGGUUGGAUGCGAAGUGAUAGGUUUUACCAAUUUAGGAAGAAUUGGAGGUCGGUUCUCAAAGGGUCGUUGUUAAGAUACAUUUACAUUGGAUUCACACAACUGACAAUUUUAAGUUUUUGGGAAUUUACUGAAAGGGAUUCUGCCGGUGUUAUUGUUAUUGCAUGUCUGUUCAUCGUCUUGUCAUGCGGGUUGAUGAUAUGGGCUGCGUACAGAACCAUAUUUUUUGCAAGCAAAUCUGUGGAAAUGUACAAUAACCCAGCUGCUUUAUUGUACGGUGACGAAUACGUUUUAAAUAAGUACGGGUUUUUCUACACCAUGUUCAACGCAAAGCAUUAUUGGUGGAAUGCCCUCUUAACCACGUAUAUUUUUGUCAAAGCCUUAUUUGUCGGAUUUGCACAAGCAUCGGGUAAGACACAAGCAUUGGCUAUUUUCAUUAUCGAUUUGGCGUACUUCAUUGCCAUCGUUCGUUAUAAACCAUAUUUGGAUCGUCCAACAAAUAUUGUCAACAUUUUUAUUUGUACUGUCACCUUGGUCAACUCUUUCCUUUUCAUGUUUUUCUCAGACCUAUUCAACCAAAAGUAUGCCGUAUCUGCCAUCAUGGGCUGGGUGUUUUUCAUUAUGAAUGCAGCGUUUUCUUUGAUAUUACUGUUGAUGAUUCUGGCCUUUACCACAAUCAUUCUGUUUUCUAAGAAUCCUGAUUCUAGGUUUAAACCAGCAAAGGACGACAGGGCAUCUUUCCAAAAACACGCUAUUCCUCAUGAAGGUCCUUUGAAUAAAUCAGUGGCCAACGAAUUAAUGGCUCUAGGUAACGUGGCAAAGGACCAUACCGAAAAUUGGGAAUAUGAACUAAAGAGUCAAGAGGGUAAAAGUGAAGAUAACCUUUUCGGCAUUGAAUACGAUGAUGAAAAAACCGGAACUAAUUCAGAUAAUGCUGAAAGUAGUAGUAAAGAAACCAGUCGCCCAACGUUUUCUGAAAAAGUUUUACGUUCAUUAUCAAUCAAAAGGAAUAAGAGUAAACUAGGUAGUUUUAAGCGAAACAUUCCAGAUAAAGCAGCACAGCAAGAUGUUUCGCCUGACCGCGAAAGCUCUUCGCCUAACAGCAAGUCAUACCCCGGUGUUUCGCACACAAGGCAAGAAUCUGAAGCGAAUAAUGGGCUAAUCAACGCAUAUGAAGAUGAGCAAUUUAGUCUAAUGGAACCAAGCAUACUGGAAGACGCUGCUAGUUCCACCCAAAUGCACGCUAUGCCAGUACGAGAUUUGAGCUUGAGCAGUGUUCCAAAUGCCCAAGAUGUCACUAAAAAAGCAAACAUCUUGGAUCCUAAUUAUUUGUAA
Saccharomyces paradoxus is the source of this 2382-nucleotide messenger RNA. It is a transcript of the gene FLC1, whose product is annotated as flavin adenine dinucleotide transporter. NCBI's taxonomy places the organism in Eukaryota, Fungi, Ascomycota, Saccharomycetes, Saccharomycetales, Saccharomycetaceae. The record is from RefSeq and is a predicted model, not a curated record. Gene Ontology annotation, biological process: fungal-type cell wall biogenesis; transmembrane transport. The transcript has a single exon. The coding region runs from base 1 to 2382 and encodes 793 amino acids.